AAUCAAUAUGAAGUCAGACGAUAUGAAGCAUCUAAUUGGGUAGAAACAGAAAUCAGCAACAUGCCUUACAAUACAGCCAGAAGAACAAUGUUUUGGAAACUUUUCAAAUAUAUCAACGGACAGAAUGCGAACAAUCAGAAGAUAAACAUGACUGUACCAGUGUUAGGCAAACACAGUAAAACUUCUAACAGGAACACCAUGAUGUUUUAUAUAUCUAAUUCUAUUACUAAUCCACCACAACCUACUGAUUCAGCAGUAAGAAUUAACUCACUUCCAGCUUUCACUGCUUACGUCAGAUCUUUUCCUGGUAACCUCAGAACAAAACAACAAUGGAGAACCCAAGAAAUGGCUUUAGAACAGUCUCUUAAUAUAGAUGGCCUGGCAUUUGACAAAUCUUAUUAUGUUACUGCUGGUUAUGACGCACCAUGGAUACAAGAUAGACACAAUGAAGUUUGGUUAUUCCCUACUGCUUAA
Molecule: messenger RNA, 474 nt
Organism: Lottia gigantea (owl limpet)
Lineage: Eukaryota; Metazoa; Mollusca; Gastropoda; Lottiidae
Exons: 3
Source: RefSeq, a predicted model, not a curated record